Messenger RNA from Coregonus clupeaformis (lake whitefish), 2562 nucleotides. RefSeq lists its product as uncharacterized. The transcript is spliced from 3 exons. NCBI's taxonomy places the organism in Eukaryota, Metazoa, Chordata, Actinopteri, Salmoniformes, Salmonidae. The coding region runs from base 432 to 1151 and encodes 239 amino acids. The record is from RefSeq and is a predicted model, not a curated record. Gene Ontology annotation, biological process: regulation of transcription by RNA polymerase II.
AAACAGCUUUGAAACACAUUGUUGGACAACAGCGUUGGAUAGCUCUCUCUCCCCCCACAGCACAGACAGCACAGCGUUGGCUAGCUCUCUCUCCCCCACAGCACAGAAGCCAGCGAGUGUCUCACAACCAAAGCAAACAAAGCCUUAUUAACGUGACCAGAGGGAGACUCGGGGAGACACAACUGGACUGUCUACUCUCAGGGAAGAGCAGGAAGCUGGGGACGCUUGACUUCCCAACACCCUGAUCCAGAGCCCCUGGAGGGAGGCAGUCCUUCCCUCUGCUGAGGAACACAGCGUGCACACUCUUUCCUGCUGAGGAACACAACAACAACAACCACAAGCCUGAGAAGAAGAAGAGAGACCAGGUCUUUCUCUUUUCCUUUCUACCUCGUCUCUCCAGUCCCUCACCAACUGCCUGAUCUGCUGUCAUCAUGUCAGACGGAGAGGAGUGUCGCUCUCCCAUCGGUCUGGACUGCUGCUCAUGCUGCCUGGACCUGGCCAACUGCGACGACCCAGCUGGAGGUGGGGGCCAGGGCAGAGGCCACAGCACCCCACUGAUGGGCAGCCCCACGUCGCUCAGCCACUUCCGCCAGUUCCGGGAGCAGCUGACGUUCCAGAACCAGAACGUGAACACGGACAAGCUGAACAGCAUGAUGAGGCUGGACUCUCUGGAGUCGGUGGUCAGGGACCCCUGCUACCUGCUCAACGAGGGCAUCUGCAACAGCAACAUCGACCGGACCAUGCUGUCCAUCCUGCUGUUCUUCCACAGUGCCUCGGGUGCUAGCGUUGUUGCCAUUGACAACAAGAUAGAACAGGCAAUGGAUCUGGUGAAGAACCACCUGAUGUACGCGGUCAGGGAGGAGGUAGAGAUCCUCAAGGAGCAGAUCAGAGAGCUGGCUGAGAAGAACAAUCAGCUAGAACGUGAGAACAGCCUUCUGAAGAACCUGGCCAGUCCAGAACAGAUGGAGAGCUUCCGGGAACGGGUUCCAUCCGAGUCCGAGCCAGGCGCUCUGGUCCCCCUGCAGCUGGACAACCAGUACCAACUCCAGCAGUACCAGCAGCAGACUCAGCAGUACCAGCAGCAACAAGCCCAGAUGGGACUCCAUAACCCUGACCAGUCCUGCCCCAUCAGCGCUGGCUCUGCUGUAUAGAUGGCUCUGCCUUGGAACUCCAGUUGUAAACUAAUCGUCGCUGCCAACUUCAGUGAAGCUGUCUGUAACAGAUGAUGAAACACAAUUGACGAACGAAGCACAUGAAAAGACGCUCUAACUAGCGGCUGUAGGCUGAGGCUGUAAGCUAUGAUAAGCCCGUCCGUCCUACGACAUCUAGACUAUUUCUCUUUAGACAGAAGCCCUAAACGAGAGGGCUCAUGUAGCCAGCCGGAGAGCGCUCGCAUUGGGACAGAGGGGAGGCUCCGGCCUUCUGGGGCCAGGAGGGCACAACCCUUCAGCCAUUCUCUACCACCCCUGCUACAGAGGGGGGAGAGGGCUAAGAGACAGGGCUGGCCCGGGGACCUGAUCCUGUGGAUGCCUCUCCAUGCCAGAGUGGCCCGUCCUCCAUUUUACCUCUCCUGGUCCAGCCAAGGAAAAAGGAAAUCUUCUCCAAGACAGACAGACAGAGAGACGGCCCUCCAGUCUCCACUAGACCCCCCCCAUGUGGAUUUCUUCUUCUAACUUCUGAUAGUACAAGCUCUGAGUAGUUAGUCAGAGAAUAUCUCAACCAUCUUAUGACUGUUCCCACCUAUCACUACUGAUAUUCUCUGUCAAUAUUCCUUUAAGAAGCAACAUGUCAAAAGGAAACCAAACCUGAGCUCCAGCAGAAAGAGUAGAAGGGAAAGAGGAUCUAGGAGAUGCUGGACUGUUGCUGGUGCUGGGAGAGAGAGAGAGGCCUGUUGCUUCUCUAUCUCAACCUCACUGGUGAUAACUGAUUACCGUAAUCAUGAUUCAGAACAUCAUUGCUUGUGUUCUUUGCAGUUUGGGGUGUGCUGCUUAUGGGGGAAAAUCCUGCUAUUUUACAUUUGUUUUGUGAUUCUGAGCAAAGUGGAAUACGUGUUAAUAGGAGCAUUGUAACUGUUCAGUUAAAUGAUUUAUUAUGGGGAUGGAAGUAUCUGUUACCCAUUUUGCCUAGCUCUGUCCAUUUCACUAACGUGUUCAGAGUAGUGGGCUGGAGAUGAAUUUGACAAGCUGAUGUUCUAAAGGCUGCGAAUGCAAUCCUGACCUGGCAGACGUGUUCUGUUCCGCAUGUUCAGAUGCCAACCUCAACUUGAAUCAAUGGCAUGACUGUAGCGCCUAUCUCCAGGAAAGGAAUACCAUAUUUCCACAAUGGACUUUUUGUUUUCUAACUACCAAAGACUUUGUCUCAUUACUACUUCCAACUAAACCAAACAACCUGGACCAUGUGUACAUCGUUCACAGGGAGAACUCUUGUUAGCAGUAAUGUUUUUUUUGAUAAACGUUGGGUAUUGUUGCUGUAUUGUGUCCAUGAAACAGGUAUUUUUUUUUAAAUGAUGUAAUGGAGAAAAAUGCACAUUUGCAAUAAACUUUCCGUUUACACUAAAGCUAA